Messenger RNA from Tympanuchus pallidicinctus (lesser prairie-chicken), 1843 nucleotides. It is a transcript of the gene RASSF9, whose product is annotated as Ras association domain family member 9. Gene Ontology annotation, biological process: signal transduction. NCBI's taxonomy places the organism in Eukaryota, Metazoa, Chordata, Aves, Galliformes, Phasianidae. The coding region runs from base 223 to 1545 and encodes 440 amino acids. The record is from RefSeq and is a predicted model, not a curated record. The transcript has 2 exons.
AAAACGCCUCCUUUAAGACUGCAGCUGGGCAGGACUCCAAAGGUGCAGCAGCAGCAACAAGCCGGAGUUCAAAGUUAGCAGUAAAUUGCACAACUUCCAGCUCAUCGCUACGCUCGGUGACUAUUAACAAGCUGGAAGGCGCUCAGGGAAAAAUAUAGGGGAGAAGGGAACACCCUCGAAUUGUUUGGGGAUCGCUGAUGUUAUGCUUCUGCCGCUGGGAUCAUGGCUCCCUUUGGAAGGAAUUUAUUAAAAACACGGCAUAAAAACAGAUCUCCCAGCAAAGACAUGGCUUCAAAUGAACGAGAGAUUGUGGUGUGGGUUUGCCAAGAAGAGAAGAUUGUAUGUGGCCUGACAAAGCGCACAACAUGCGCAGAAGUGAUUCAGGCUCUGCUUGAGGAACAUCAAGCAACAUUUGGGGAGAAAAAAGUCCUCUUUGGAAAACCUAGUGAUUACUGUAUUGUAGAAAAAUGGAGAGGCUCCGAGCGAGUCCUUCCUCCUUUGACAAAGAUUCUGAGACUUUGGAAAGCUUGGGGAGAAGAGCAGCCCAAUUUGCACUUUGUGUUGGUAAAGUCCGAUGCUUUCCUUUCAUUUCCAUUGUGGAAAACAGCUGAAGCUAAGGUAGUACAAAAUAUAGAAAAGCAGUGGGAACUCAGCCCAGCAAAUUACAUGAAGAUGUUGCCAAUUGACAAGCAAAAGAAAAUUGUUAGGAAGACAUUCCGGAAACUUGCCAAACUUAAACAGGACAGUGUUCAGCAAGACAGAGAUAAUAUGGAGACACUGAUUCAUUUAAUCAUAUCUCAAGAUCAUACCAUUCAUCAGCAAGUCCUUAGAAUGAAGGAACUUGAUAUGGAAAUCGAAAAAUGUGAAGCAAAAUUCCACUUAGACCGUGUUGCCAACGAUGGAGAAAAUUAUGUGCAGGACUCAUAUUUAAUGAUCAAUCCAAGUGAGGCUGAGCAGCAAGGGAGUAGGGCAGAUGAUCAAAAAGAGAUGCAUGAUUAUUUCAGCAAAAGUGAGGGAAUUUUACAGGUUGAAGAGAGACUAAAACAUCACAAACAAUUAAUAGAGAAGCUGUGUGCUGAAAUAGAAAAAGAGGUACAUGGUAUAUGCUCAGAAAAAGAUGAAGAUGUUGUUCAUACAGAAGGAGCGACUAAUGCUCAGCUGGAAAACUCAGAUUUGGACAAUGUAAAGUAUGAGCUGGAAAAAAGUAUGAAAGAUGGUCUCAGAAUCAAUUCAUACCUGAGCUGCAUUCAGAAAGAACUUACCUACAGGGACUCGCUGCUUCAAAAGAAGGAAAAAGAAUAUGAACUUCUUACAGAAGAAUUUAAUUUACUACAUGUUAAAGACAACAUUGAAGUGAGGCUUCCAUCAAACGAGGAGCCGCCUAAGGGCAGUGGCAUCUCCAGUAACAGCACUGCAGUUCCUGAUUUUGUUCAUAGAGUGACUAAUUUGGACAUAAACGACACUGACUCUGACACUGGAAUUAGCUCUACACACAGUCAGGACUCCGAAAUAACUUCUGGGGACAUGGUACUGUUAUCAACAUAGUUGAAAACAGUCAUGAAUUUCUGAGAAGUGGUUUUUUGGAGGACAUUUAUAAGAAUAGACGAGACUUGUCUUGAAAGUUCAUCCCUUCAAUAUGUUAAAAAUGUAGCACAGCUCUAGAAAAGUAAACAGUGUCUAUGUGCUUAAAAGUGCACUUGUUUUUAAAAGCACAGAUAGACUGGAUCAGCUGUGAAUGCAUUCAUAGCUAAUACAUGCAAGGCUGUAGGCUUUGCUAAAUCCAGACAGACUGUUUAGUCUUUGUAAUAUUGAUACUCAGUGAACAGGGGCAUUCUGACUUGUU